Danio rerio (zebrafish) is the source of this 2956-nucleotide messenger RNA. It is a transcript of the gene actn2b, whose product is annotated as actinin, alpha 2b. Gene Ontology annotation, cellular component: cytoplasm. Gene Ontology annotation, molecular function: calcium ion binding. NCBI's taxonomy places the organism in Eukaryota, Metazoa, Chordata, Actinopteri, Cypriniformes, Danionidae. The record is from RefSeq and is marked validated.
AGUGCACGCGCUCUCCGUCUCCGGUCGAGAGAGUCUGGAAACCAGCAGGAACAGAGGAAACAGAGACACUCGAGUCCAAUUACACCAACAACUCGCCUUCAGGAGACUAAUAUUCACGAGUUACCCACUGAAAAAGAGAAUAAACCGCGAAAAUGAUGAAUCAGAUCGAGCUUUCAGUGCCUUAUGAUAACGGAUAUGAAAUAGACGAGUACAUGAUGCAGGAGGAUGAAUGGGACCGGGAUUUACUGCUGGAUCCAGCAUGGGAAAAGCAACAAAGGAAGACGUUCACUGCCUGGUGUAACUCUCACCUGAGAAAAGCUGGGACGCAGAUCGAGAACAUAGAGGAGGACUUUAGAAAUGGCCUCAAACUAAUGCUGCUGCUUGAAGUCAUCUCAGGUGAGAGGUUACCCAAGCCUGACAGAGGGAAGAUGCGUUUUCACAAGAUAGCUAAUGUCAAUAAAGCCCUGGAUUUCAUCACCAGUAAAGGUGUGAAACUGGUCUCCAUUGGAGCUGAAGAAAUUGUGGAUGGUAAUGUGAAAAUGACUCUUGGAAUGAUCUGGACAAUCAUCCUUCGCUUCGCCAUUCAGGAUAUCUCUGUUGAAGAAACUUCGGCCAAAGAAGGACUUCUGCUGUGGUGUCAGAGAAAGACUGCCCCGUACCGAAAUGUCAAUGUUCAAAACUUCCAUGUCAGCUGGAAGGAUGGAUUGGCGCUGUGCGCUCUCAUCCACAGGCACAGGCCUGACCUCAUUGACUACGCCAAGCUCAACAAGGAUGAUCCACUGGGUAAUUUAAAUCUGGCAUUUGACAUUGCUGAAAAACAUCUGGACAUCCCCAAAAUGCUGGAUGCAGAGGACAUCCUGAGCACCCCUAAACCUGAUGAGAGGGCUAUUAUGACAUACGUGUCCUGCUUUUACCAUGCAUUUGCUGGAGCUGAGCAGGCUGAAACUGCUGCGAACAGGAUCUGUAAGGUGCUUGGAGUGAAUCAGGAAAAUGAGAAGUUGAUGGAGGAUUAUGAAAGGCUGGCUAGUGAGCUGUUGGAGUGGAUCAGACGUACCAUUCCUUGGCUGGAGAAUCGUGCAGCUGAGAAGACCAUGGUUGAGAUGCAGAGGAAGCUGGAAGAUUUUCGAGAUUACCGCAGGAUGCACAAACCACCCAAAGUGCAGGAGAAAUGUCAGCUGGAAAUCAGCUUCAACACGCUGCAGACCAAACUCCGCAUCAGCAACCGGCCUGCGUUUAUGCCCUCUGAGGGCAAAAUGGUGUCGGACAUAGCGAGUGCGUGGCAAGGGCUGGAACAAGCAGAGAAGGGCUAUGAGGAAUGGCUGCUGACUGAGAUCAGGAGGCUGGAAAGAGUGGAGCAUCUAGCUGAGAAAUUCAGACAGAAAGCUACUAACCAUGAGUCCUGGGCUACAGGUAAGGAAGAGAUGUUGACCCGGAAGGACUACGAGUCAGCGUCUCUAAUGGAAGUGCGAGCUUUGCUGCGGAAACACGAAGCGUUUGAGAGUGACCUUUCUGCACACCAGGACAGAGUUGAGCAGAUCGCUGCUAUUGCUCAGGAGCUCAAUGAGCUGGACUAUCAUGAUGUUGCAUCCGUGAAUCAAAGGUGUCAAAGUAUUUGUGACCUCUGGGACCAUCUGGGCACGCUCACCCAGAAACGCAGAGAGGCUUUGGAGAGGACAGAGAAACUUUUGGAGACGGUGGAUCAGUUGUUUCUGGAAUAUGCAAAGAGAUCUGCACCCUUUAAUAACUGGAUGGAAGGAGCUAUGGAAGACUUGCAGGACAUGUUCAUUGUGCACACAAUUGAGGAAGUCCAGACUCUGAUAGCUGCUCAUGAGCAGUUUAAGGCCACCCUUCCUGAGGCAGAUGCAGAGAGACAGGCGAUCCUUGGCAUUCAGCAGGAAGUCCUGAAGAUCUUCCAGAGUUAUGGCAUCCGUGGAGAUCUUACAAAUCCCUACAGCACUAUUACUGCAGAAGAAAUUGCCAUCAAAUGGGACAAGGUGAAGAAGCUGGUGCCCCAGCGUGACAGUGCACUGCAGGAGGAGUUAGCGAGACAGCAUGCUAACGAAAGACUCAGACGCCAGUUUGCUGCCCAAGCCAACCUCAUCGGACCCUGGAUACAGACUAGGAUGGAGGAAAUUGGUCAUUGUUCUAUGGCGAUGGGCGGAACUCUGGAGGAUCAGAUGACCCAACUGAAGCAGUAUGAGCAUGUGAUCGUCAGCUACAAAUCCAACAUAGACCGACUUGAGGGAGAUCACCAACUCAUUCAGGAGUCACUUAUCUUUGACAACAAACACACUAACUACACUAUGGAGCAUGUUCGCGUUGGCUGGGAGCUCCUAUUGACCACGAUUGCUCGCACAAUUAAUGAAAUCGAGACUCAAAUUUUGACCCGUGAUGCAAAAGGGAUCAGCCAGGAGCAGAUGCAUGAGUUCCGGUCCUCUUUCAACCAUUUUGAUCGGAAGAAGAACGGGGGCAUGGAUUCUGAUGACUUUAGGGCCUGUCUGAUCUCGAUGGGUUAUGAUCUGGGAGAGGUGGAGUUUGCUCGGAUCAUGAUGCUGGUGGAUCCAAAUGCUUCAGGCAAUGUGUCGUUCCAGUCCUUCAUUGAUUUCAUGACUAGAGAGACAGCAGACACAGACACAGCUGAACAGGUCAUUGCUUCCUUCAAGAUCCUCGCUGCAGACAAGCCGUAUAUUCUGUCAGAUGAGUUGAGGCGAGAGCUUCCUCCAGACCAGGCCGAGUACUGUAUCAGUCGAAUGCCUCCUUACUGUGGCCCCGGGGCCCUGCCUGGAGCCUUGGACUACACCGCCUUCUCCACCGCCCUAUAUGGAGAAAGUGACCUUUAACCCUGUCAACACGUCUGACCUUUAUAAUCCCAUCCCACUUGUUAACCAAGUAACCUUUUAACCUUUUAACACCAAGAUAUGAAAACAUAAUAAAGAGAACAAAGCCUAACUUUUAA